Molecule: messenger RNA, 2059 nt
Organism: Myxocyprinus asiaticus (Chinese sucker)
Lineage: Eukaryota; Metazoa; Chordata; Actinopteri; Cypriniformes; Catostomidae
Product: GTP-binding protein GEM-like
Exons: 4
Coding region: 235-1134 (299 amino acids)
Biological process (GO): negative regulation of high voltage-gated calcium channel activity
Cellular component (GO): plasma membrane
Molecular function (GO): GTP binding; calcium channel regulator activity; GTPase activity
Source: RefSeq, a predicted model, not a curated record
UAGACAGGAUUACCACGGAUCCUGAUUUCAUGAGACCUUAAUUGAAGACAACGCCACGAAGCCAAGACCAAUUUGAUCAUCCAUUCUUCAGGUUUCUCCUGAAUGUUGUCUUUUAUUGGACCACUUGCGUGAGGAAAUAGAAUUUAGGGCUUCAGUCACACUCAAAGAAACCGUCGUAUACUGCAUUUCGAGCAUCUAAACUAGUUUUCUUUAGCAGAACUGUAACUGUAUCACAUGACUCUACUUGCGAGCAUGCGGCGCCACAGUCUAGGCGUGCAGCAUCACUUGCACAGGUGGAGCAUCUGCGGGACGGACGGGAGGCAGCUUCUUAGCGGUGGUUUCACGACCUCCGACAUAGGUAAGGUGUCCCGAUCCAGUUCAUGCUCGAGCUCCACAGAGAGCUGCUCGUCGUCCUCUUCUGACUCGGCUCUGUCAUCCGAGUCUGCUACUCCCAGUUCGAUCGGACCCUUCAGGGUUGUCCUGAUCGGAGACAACGGCGUCGGGAAGUCAGCGCUCGCAAGUAUAUUCGCUGGAGCAUCAGACAGUAUGGGCAGCGAAUGCGAGUUAUAUGGAGGUGAAAUAUUUGAGCAGACUAUGAUGGUAGAUGGUGAAAGGGCCACAGUUACCCUGCUCGACACUUGGGAUUCACAGGAUGAGGGCAGCUGGACACAGGAGCGUUGUCUGCAGACAGGAGAUGCUUUCAUCAUAGUCUAUUCCAUAACAGAUCGAUCGAGUUUCCUUCGUGCGUCAGAGCUCCGUAUUCAGCUGCGGCGAGAGCGCCAGGCUGACCACACGCCCAUCAUCCUCGUUGGCAAUAAAUGUGACCUGGUCCGUUGCCGAGAAGUGUCCAUUAGUGAGGGUCGUGCAUGUGCUGUUGUGUUUGACUGUAAGUUUAUUGAGACAUCAGCAGCGAUGCAACACAAUGUCUGGCCGCUGUUUCAAGGUAUCAUCCGCCAGCUCCGUCUGCGAAGAGACAGUGUGGAGACCAUCACCAGACGUCGUGCUCUUUAUAAGCGUCAGGAGAGUUUACCCAAAAAAGCAAAGCGUUUCAUUGACAAAAUCGUUGCCAAGAAGAACAAGCAAGCAGCCUUUAAACUUAAGUCCAAAUCAUGUCAUGACCUGUCUGUAAUGUAGGGCUUUGGGGCUCUGAAUGUGUGUUGGUUUGUUUAUAUGUAAGCAUUGUAUGAAGUUUGGAUCCAAAAUAAUUUACAUUUUGUAAAGUAUCUUAUGUGACUGUCAAAUGUUUGCUUUGCAUCAUUUACUGUGUGUAUGAGUUUUUGAAGAAGACUAUGUAUGUCUAUAUUAGACUGUGCUGUAGAUGAACAACGAUUACAGGCUUCUUGCUCCCUCUGUGAUGGACAGAACGCUCUAGUGUUGCCCAUCUUCCUCUAAACAUUUCAAAAGCCAUGGAUUGCACAGAAUUUUUCUGGGAAUCCCAAAAAUUAUAAACCUAAUUAACAUCCGAUCAAUUUCGUGAAAGAUAUUUGCUUUGAAUUGUAAAACAUCAUUGAUUGUAUCUUAUGUGUGUAAAAAUAUAUAUUUUUCAUUCAAAUUUUGCACAGUUUGAGCGUAUAAUAUCUAAAAGAAAUAAAAUAUUUGGUUUUCUAUGAUACGUCUGGAAUACCUUGAUACUUUGGAACUUCAUAAGUCCAGAAAGAAAAGCUGAAAAGCAUUUUUAUGUCAUUAUUUGACCCCUCAGCUUGGGUCUUUACAUCUCGCUCAUUAUCCACCCACAUGCCCUGUAUGUGGAAAGUAUGUACUUAAAGCAAGUGGUCUGCACUCUACAUGCAAGGGUCACACAUUAAUAGAAAUACAUUACCCAUACAUUAACCUUGAUAAGAACAUGCACCAGCUGUUCCUGUAGUGGGUGCAUAUUAGAAAUGGAUUAUAGCUUCAGAGAUGCUGUGUGUUCUGUUCUCUGUCCUUCAUUCUCUGUCCUUUGUCAUUUCUCUAACAUAUGAUGCAGAGGAAGAAAUUGUUGAUUUUAAAGUGUCAGUCAUAAUUCACAGAUGUCUGAUGUAGAUUACAGCAUGGUCUUUUAAUUUUAAACUCAGCUCUA